AUGAUGGAGCAGGGAGAGAAAGGAGAGGAGGGGGGCUCAGACCCCUCGAGCCAGGCGGGCUCACCAGACCAGGAGGGUUUCUUCAACCUGCUGAGCCACGUUCAGGGUGGUCGGAUGGAGGAGCAGCGCUGUUCGCUGCAGGCCGGACCGGGCCAGACUUCUGAGAGCCAAGAUGGCCCCACACCCGAGAUCGAUAGUCUCAUGGACAUGCUGGCCAGCACCCAGGCCCGCCGAAUGGAUGACCAGCGUGUGACAGUCAGCACCCUGCCUGGCUUCCAGCCCAUUGGCCCUAAGGAUGGAGCGCAGAAACGAGCUGGGACCCUCAGCCCUCAACCCCUGCUCACCCCUCAGGACCCCAGUGCUCUCGGUUUCCGCAGGAACAGCAGCCCCCAGCCCCAGACACAAGCACCCUGAGGGCCCAAACUGUCCUGGGCCC
Marmota flaviventris (yellow-bellied marmot) is the source of this 436-nucleotide messenger RNA. It is a transcript of the gene Pcp2, whose product is annotated as Purkinje cell protein 2. Gene Ontology annotation, molecular function: guanyl-nucleotide exchange factor activity; protein binding. Lineage: Eukaryota; Metazoa; Chordata; Mammalia; Rodentia; Sciuridae. The record is from RefSeq and is a predicted model, not a curated record.